CAUAAAGCGAAGCCCUGCUAUGGCACGUGAUCCGUCGGUGUCAUGUGACCAGCUCAAAGGUGGAGACGCUUCUUCCUGAUAGAAAGGUAAUGCAAAAAUGACCACCCAGAGAUACAAAACUGUUGUUCAGGGAGAAGCCUCAGAGACUGAUUCAGAGGAAGAGGUUUAUCUGUCCUCCAUACCCCAGGCUUCAUGUCCCAACCUUUCUGGUGUAAAAAUUGCUGGGGAGGCCUCUGAAACAGAUGAGGAGGAAGAUGCAAGCCCCUGUAGGCCAAAAGCAGAGCCUAAAUUGAUCAGCACGGACUUGCCUCCACUGAUUGUUUUCAGGAAUGAGGAUCUGGGGUCCCCCACAGCGGUUGAAGAGAAGCCUGCCCUUCGUAUCAGACACCGCGGCCGCUAUAGCACUUUGCUACAGCAGAAGCUGAUUGAGAGUAAUGCCCGCUUGUACUACGAUGUCAGCAGCACCGUCAAGCAAGUGUACCAGACUGCUAUCAAGGAGAUUGGGGCCAUAACUGGACAGCUCAGUAACUCCCAAAAUGGCAUCAUCAGUGCAUCACACAACAUCCGGCUUGUCCUGGAGGACUUGCGUGCUGUUGCAGAAAAGAUUGACAUCAUCACCAGCUGCAACCUGCUUCCUGAUAUCCAGAUAGAGCUACCUCCAGUAAACAAUUAGCUGGUUCUAGAACAAUAAGAGGCCAAUUAACUGCUAUUUGCAGACAGUUAAAGGUGGAGAGAGAGAGA
Lacerta agilis (Sand lizard) is the source of this 741-nucleotide messenger RNA. It is a transcript of the gene BLOC1S3, whose product is annotated as biogenesis of lysosomal organelles complex 1 subunit 3. Bases 98 to 673 code for a protein of 191 amino acids. Gene Ontology annotation, cellular component: BLOC-1 complex. The transcript is spliced from 2 exons. The record is from RefSeq and is a predicted model, not a curated record. Lineage: Eukaryota; Metazoa; Chordata; Lepidosauria; Squamata; Lacertidae.